Teleopsis dalmanni is the source of this 1691-nucleotide messenger RNA. It is a transcript of the gene gny, whose product is annotated as probable dolichyl pyrophosphate Man9GlcNAc2 alpha-1,3-glucosyltransferase. Gene Ontology annotation, biological process: protein N-linked glycosylation. Gene Ontology annotation, cellular component: endoplasmic reticulum membrane. NCBI's taxonomy places the organism in Eukaryota, Metazoa, Arthropoda, Insecta, Diptera, Diopsidae. The transcript is spliced from 4 exons. Gene Ontology annotation, molecular function: dolichyl pyrophosphate Man9GlcNAc2 alpha-1,3-glucosyltransferase activity. Bases 4 to 1590 code for a protein of 528 amino acids. The record is from RefSeq and is a predicted model, not a curated record.
GAUAUGGUAGUAUGGGCUGCCAGAAAAUUCGUUUUAAAUUUAAUUUUUCAAUCAGUUGCACAAGGUUUUUUAAAAAAUGGAAUAAUGCAACUCCAAUGGAGGAUAAGUUUUGAUAUCAACAAGGCUGACGUAUUUACUGUGAUAUGUGCAGCAUUAGCACUGCGAGGCAUUAUUUCCCUUCAGCCUUACUCUGGAAAAGGAACACCUCCGAUGUAUGGUGAUUAUGAAGCUCAAAGACAUUGGCAAGAAAUAACGAUAAAUUUAAAUCCAACGAAUUGGUACACAAAUUCGAGUAAAAAUGAUAUGCAAUAUUGGGGCUUAGAUUACCCGCCGUUGACUGCAUUCCAUAGUCACAUAUUAGGAAGAAUAGCGAAACACGUCAACGAAAGUUUUGUUGAACUUAAAACAUCACGUGGAUUUGAGUCAAAUGAACACAAAAGUUUUAUGCGUCUCAGUGUUUUAUGGGCAGAUUUAAUAAUCUAUAUACCUGCAAUAUUAUCACUUGGAUUUGCCAUAACAAAUACAUUAAAAGACAAAUUAUUUUUAGCUUGUUUUUUUGUGCUUUCUUUAAAUCCAGCUCAAAUUCUUAUUGACAAUGGACACUUCCAAUAUAACAAUAUAUCACUUGGACUAACGGCUUUCGCGAUAUAUUUUAUUUUAAAAGGAAAACACUGCUUAGCUGCUUUUUGUUUUACACUCGCUUUAAAUUACAAACAAAUGGAACUUUAUCAUUCUAUACCCUUUUUCGUAUAUUUAUUAAAGGUUUCUUUUUCGCAAAACAGUUUUAAAAAUAAAAUAAUAACUUUUAUAAAAAUUGCUGUUACCGUGUUGGCAACGUUUGUUAUAUUAUGGCUUCCAUGGAUAUAUUCUAUAAAUUCAGUCUUGACUGUUUUACGAAGAUUAUUUCCACUUGCUCGAGGAGUUUUCGAAGACAAAGUAGCUAACUUUUGGUGCUCAUUGCAUACAUUUUUGAAAUUAAAAAACUAUAUUUCUAACCAGGGAAUGGCUGCAUUAUGUUUUAUUGCAACUCUUAUAGCCACAUUACCAGCUAAUGCGAUGCUUUUUGUAACCAAAACAAAAACCACAUUUUUUCUUUCUUUAACAAAUACAGCUUUGGCGUUUUUCUUAUUUUCCUUUCAAGUUCAUGAAAAAUCUAUAUUAUUGGUAACACUUCCAGCAACGUGCUUAUUUACUUACAAACCACAUACAGUAAUUUGGUUCCUGGAAACUGCAACAUUUAGCAUGUUUCCGUUAUUAAUACGAGAUGGUCUAACAAUACCAUAUUUUGCAAUAUUUUUAGUAUUUUUCAUUCCUUUAAAACAAAUAUGUCUAAAUGAUUAUAUGUUACCACAAAGAGAAAACAAAAAAAUUAAAUUUAUUUUAAAUUUAUCUACAGGUUAUAUUCUUAUUAUAUCCCUUGCUGCUGUAUUAAUUUCUCCUCCACAAAAAUAUCCAUUUAUUUGGUCUUUAAUAAUCUCCUUUAUUAGUUUUUGCCAUUUUUUCAUAUUCUUUAUUUAUUGCAUAUUUUUACAAUAUAAACACACCAAAGGAGUAACGUCAAUUCAAAGUAACAAACAACAUUAUUCGUAAUAUGGCUAUGAAAUUUUUUAGUAAAUUUACAAUAUUUUUAAAGUCUUGUAUUAAAAAAAUUAAAUGUAAUAUAAAUAAAUUUAUAUUUUUUUAUACAAUGC